AAAGUUUUAGCGUUUUGAAACAUCAUGGCUGCCUACACGGUUCCUGCUGCUGCCAAAUACUCAAAAUAUGUUUUACUAAAAGAUGCUUUUCUGACUUCAAAUAAAGUGUACCGACUCUCAGCCAUUUGUGCUGGAAAAGGUUACACUAGUUGGAGGACAUGCAGUUCAUCUGCAUCAUCCUGCUCCUCUGAGUCUCCAGCAGCAGAUAUUUGUGCCAUCAGUGGACACUAUGAUCGCCUCGUUCAGUGUGGCUCCCUGCAGAAAGAUGCUCAGCAGAGAAAUGUUCUCCUGCAGCUGAGCCAGCUGCAGCACACCCUGAAGAACUAUAAUAACAGCAUCCACUUCAACCCACCUCCACCGGGGCUACACUCAAAAGAGAAGGGAGAACCCGCUCCACCACCCAAAGGCUUCUAUCUUUAUGGAGAUGUUGGCACAGGGAAGACCAUGCUCAUGGAUAUGUUUUACUCCCGUGUGGAAAACACUCGUAAAAAGAGAGUCCACUUCAACGGCUUCAUGUUGGACAUCCACCAAAGGAUCCAUCGGAGGAAACAAAGCCUGCCAAAACGAAAGCUAGGGGAAAUGUUCACCUAUGACCCCAUAUCACCGGUUGCCAUGGAGAUCAGCGAUGAAACCUGCCUCUUGUGUUUUGACGAGUUUCAGGUGACCGACAUCGCUGAUGCCAUGAUCCUGAAGCAGCUGUUUAAGACGCUGUUCAAGACCGGAGUGGUGGUGGUGGCCACCUCCAACAGACCCCCUGAUGAUCUGUACAAAAACGGACUUCAGAGGGACACCUUCCUACCUUUCAUCGACGUGCUGAAGGACUACUGCCACACCAUCUGCGUAGACUCUGGGAUUGACUACAGGAGGCUGGACAACGUUGCAGCGGGGAAGCUCUACUACCUCACUGGGGAGCCUGGUGCGGAGGCCUUCUUGAAUUCGCUUUUUGAGGAGUUGGCCUUAAGUCAAAAGAGUGUUACAGGCCCUCGGUUUCUCUCAGUACUGGGCAGGAAGGUGACUCUGGAGAAGACCUGUGGCUCCAUCGCCGACUGUACUUUUGAUGAGCUGUGCAGCAGACCUAUGGGUGCCAGUGACUACCUGGAAAUGGCACGGCUCUUUGACACCGUAUUCAUUCGCCAUGUUCCCGUGCUGACACUGACCCUGAAGGACCAGGCCAGACGCUUCACCACCCUCAUAGACAACUUCUACGACAACAAGGUGAGAGUGGUGCUGCUGGCGGCUACUCCUUUAGACCAGCUGUUUGUCCACACUGGAGGGGACGACGAGAGGGACAGACAACUGCUGGAUGACCUGGGCCUCAGCGGGGAGGCAGCGGCGCACCUGACUCUGUUCACGGCCGAGGAGGAGAUCUUUGCCUUCCAGAGGACCGUCUCCAGACUGAUGGAGAUGCAAACGGAGUCAUACUGGGUGAAGGGAGACCGCAGUCGCAACAAGAAACGCAUGAACACCUAACAUCCACUGCUGACUGCAUGAUGAUCCAUUUACCUCCAGACAACACAGUACCUCAUUAACUACUGACACUACAUAAGAAAGAGAAAAGACCCUAAUGUAUUCAAGAAAGACCUGAUAUAUCCGCAACAAAACUAGAUUCUAGUUUUCAAUUUUGGAUCUGAAAUCCCCUCAUUUUAUGCAUGUGAGUUAUACCGUUUCCUCUUCUGCGAGGAGUGCUCUCUCCCCCUUGUGGACUAUUUAUUUGAAAGAAUAUGUAAACCUCACCAACAUGUGUGAACCACAAGACAAACAGGUGCCCACUUCAGAGGGAGAGGAAGUGUCCCUCAGAGUAAUUGGCUACCGCCCUCUAGUGGGCGAAUGUGAAAAAGGUUUCAAUAUUCUCAAGCUUUUUUUAUGGAACGAUAUCAGUCUGUGCAUUGAAUUAAAUCUCAAGUGUAUAACA
Molecule: messenger RNA, 1912 nt
Organism: Cottoperca gobio
Lineage: Eukaryota; Metazoa; Chordata; Actinopteri; Perciformes; Bovichtidae
Gene: afg1lb
Product: AFG1 like ATPase b
Exons: 13
Coding region: 25-1470 (481 amino acids)
Cellular component (GO): cytoplasm; mitochondrion
Molecular function (GO): ATP hydrolysis activity; ATP binding
Source: RefSeq, a predicted model, not a curated record